This is a messenger RNA of Cuscuta campestris, 1286 nucleotides long. NCBI's taxonomy places the organism in Eukaryota, Viridiplantae, Streptophyta, Magnoliopsida, Solanales, Convolvulaceae. The record is from the annotation of a GenBank genome assembly.
CUUCACUUCUUUUGUGAGACUGCGACCGUGAAAAAUGUUGCGAAAUAAAAUUUGAUAGCAAAAUAUCAUGAAGCUGAAACGAGAAACUUUCUAGUUUCUAUACGCCCCUUCUUUCAUCACUAUGGAAAGCGACGCCGCCACUUCACCGGAGAUAGCUCUAUCGGACACCGAUAUCUGUUGGGACAGGCUAGACAAAGGAAGGUUUCACAUCACCGGAGCUAUUCUGUUCACCGCUCAGUCAGCUCUGAUACAUCCAACAGCGGUUGUUAAGACAAGGAUGCAAGUGGCUGACUCUGCUGGAGUGUUCUCAUCGCGUACGACAGGACUGUCUGUCUUCAAACAUAUUCUUAGGAAUGAUGGUGUCCGUGGCAUAUUCAGAGGCUUUGGCACAUCGGCAAUUGGGUCAUUGCCUGGCCGAGUGCUGGCGUUGACCUCACUUGAGGUAUCAAAAGACAUGAUGCUCAAACACACACAAGGUCUAGAUAUGCCUGAAGCAACUCGUGUUGGCAUGUCAAAUGCAGUUGCUGGCAUGGUGUCCAACCUAAUUUCAUGUGUAUACUUUGUGCCUCUCGAUGUGAUUUGCCAAAGACUGAUGGUUCAAGGGCUUCCUGGGACUAAACUUUGUAAUGGGACAUUUGAUGUCAUACGUAAAGUAAUGAAGGACGAAGGUGUGCGGGGAAUGUACAGAGGUUUUGGAUUAACAGCAGUGUAUCAGUCUCCUGCGUCUGCAAUGUGGUGGGGUGCUUAUGCUGCGUCACAACAUAUCAUUUGGAGGAGUGUGCAGGGUUAUUGUGAUGAUGAAAUGGUAAAGAAACCAUCUGAUAUGCAGAUGGUCACAGUCCAAGCUACUGCUGGAAUGUUAGCUGGUGCUUGUUCUUCGGUUAUCACAACCCCUGUAGACACCGUCAAAACUCGCCUUCAGGUUAUGGAUGAUGGUGAGGGUGGGGGCUUUGGAAGACAUCGGCGGCCUUCUGUAAUGAGGACAGCAAAGAUACUCCUCAGAGAAGAGGGAUGGAGAGGAUUCUACAGAGGCUUUGGACCAAGAUUCCUCAAUAUGUCUUUUUAUGGAGUCACAAUGAUUGUAACUUACGAGCUCAUUAAUGUGAUGGAAGGAUAGGGACAGAGCAUGAAAUCCAGCAAGCACGCAAAAUCAGAUUGAUUAAUGUUACUAAUGAAUGAUAUAUGGAUGGGAGCAGAAAGUAGCCACUCAUUCGAUCUUGUUUUUGAGAAUGAUUGAUCUCCUUGGCUUAUGAUAUUAGUCAUAUUACGUACUUGGUUAGCAUUAG